GCGAAGGUGGACCUGAGAGAUACUGGCAAGAGGGCAGGGCCAGGGAAUAACGUUUAGCCUUUCUGACCUAGCUAAGCGACACUUCCAGCAUGCAAGAGAGCACGGCCAGUGAGGCAACCACGGCAGGCCAUUCUCUUGUAACUGACCUUCUUACACCUUUAACUUUAGGUCACCAAGAAGAGCAUUCGACACUGUUGCCAGAGUCGGGUUCUCAUAGCCCAUCGCCCAUUCCCAUGUUAACUUCAACUGUACAUUACCAAGAUCAUUCAGUAUCAUUGCCAGUAUCAGGUAUUAUCGCCAGAACACAUAAUAUGGCCCUCAAUGAAACAGCUGUCACUCCUGAAGCCCCCAUUGCUCCACCAGGAAUGAGAAUGCAACACCCUUUUAAUGAGCCAGUGACGAUCGCCAUUGUUUUGGGGGUGAUCGCUGGUAUCGUCGGAACUAUUCUUCUCAUUUAUUACUUAAUCAGUCUAAUAACAAAGAAAAGCUCAGUUGACAUACAACCUUACAAGGAUGAAGACACAGAUGUGCCACUAAGUUCUAUCGAACAGAGCGUUAUUCAAGAAGAGCAUGCCAGUGUCUGAAAGACCUCAGAGAAACAUGAGACUGCAGUCAAUGGAAAAAGUAGUACAAGAAUCAGACAUAUCAGUACACUGCGUACCUUCCUGAGUUGUACAAUAUAAGAGAAAAUGUCACCAUUGUAAGCUUCAGUAAUUCACGAUGGGGGUGGGGUGGGAGGGGCACCUCUGUUCAUUAGUAACUGAAGGUGAAGAACACAUUUCCUUGUAUGCUUGAUUUUGGGUUGGUGAAAAUUUUUGUAACCACUUGACUAAAAGCUUUGCUCCAAAAUUCCAGUUGAGUUCAUGUGCUGUCCAUUAAGACUGACUUUUUCGAUUCUGUUAUAUUUUGUUCACAAUGUUAUCAUUGAAAGGCUUCUGCUAUUCUCCAUGAAAUCCAAGUUUCCUUAUCAUCCUAACAACUGAAUCCAGUUUCCUCUUUUAAAUAAUUAAAAGGCCAGCAAAUCCUACCCCGCUACCCCUCUCCUUCCUUGCCAGACGGGCAACACACAGUUCCCUGUUAGUGGUGCAGGCACUUUUUCCACACUAAGAAAGCUCACACGCAGAAAUGCCACACGCAAAUGUACAAAAGGAUACACAUCUGUUAUUAGAUGUGUAAGACAACACAAAAGUACCUCCUAUUUUAAAUAGCAAGUUGCAUUUGAAUUAUUCCAAGUAAUUGGUCUGACGGUGUUAGACUGGCUCCUUCAGAGAGCAGACAAAGGUGGCAAAGAGAUGUUUCUGCAGCCAGCGUGCCCUGAGGAGGAAAAUGGCGACAGAGCCUUCCUGCAGUGGAAACCAGAAAGUAACUACAGCAGUAUGUGCAAAUGUGAGCCAAUAAACUCUCGAAUCCACCCAGUGAGAGCUUCCCUUGUUGACAAAACUUCAGAAAACCAAAUAGAGAGCUUUCUAAAUGUGAGUGACUAAGGGACUUUGUGACUAUAUUUGACACUGACAUUUCUUUAUAGCAAGCCUUAAAAUAAUGAAUGAUUUUAUAAAAGAGGACAUAAAUUUGGGAGGGGAUGGGAGGUAAGGAGGAUCUGGGAGUGGCAGAGGGGGAAUAAGAGAUGAAUAUGUCAAAAUAUAUUAUAUGAAAUUCUCAAAGAAUUAAUAAAAAUAUUGUUUUUAAAAAUCAAUAUAAAAACAAGACCUGUUUCCAAGAUCCAUUUCCAAGUUGAUAAGAUUUCAAAUGGCUUUACCCUUGCUUUAUGAUAACUAAAUAAAUAACUACAUGUACAUGUUGGAGAUUGUUUUAUGCUUGUCACCUAUUUAAAAUAAAAAAAUUGAAAUAAGA
Myodes glareolus (Bank vole) is the source of this 1851-nucleotide messenger RNA. RefSeq names its product glycophorin A (MNS blood group) (gene Gypa). The record is from RefSeq and is a predicted model, not a curated record. Gene Ontology annotation, cellular component: plasma membrane. Lineage: Eukaryota; Metazoa; Chordata; Mammalia; Rodentia; Cricetidae.